Messenger RNA from Canariomyces notabilis, 423 nucleotides. RefSeq lists its product as uncharacterized. The coding region runs from base 1 to 423 and encodes 140 amino acids. Gene Ontology annotation, molecular function: metal ion transmembrane transporter activity. The transcript has 2 exons. Gene Ontology annotation, biological process: transmembrane transport; metal ion transport. Gene Ontology annotation, cellular component: membrane. The record is from RefSeq and is a predicted model, not a curated record. Lineage: Eukaryota; Fungi; Ascomycota; Sordariomycetes; Sordariales; Chaetomiaceae.
AUGAAGGACCUGGCUGCCGAUGUUGACCACUUGAUCAACCACGUCCAGCGCCAGCUAGCCACAGUCCAUCAGCACAUCAGCUUACUAGCAAGUAUCCGCUCCAUCAAGGAAACGGAAAGGUCAAUAGAGCAGUCCCACAGGCUCGGGCACCUUUCAAAACUCGCCACAGUCUAUGUCCCGCUCUCCUUCGUGUCCUCCUUGUUCGGCAUGAAUGUACUGGAAAUCUCGCCCGAGACAACGCCUAAAUGGCUGUACUUUGCUAUUGCCCUCCCACUCACAUUUGUCUCCCUGGCCGCAAUAACGGGCUGGAACUACUGGAAGAGUGUGGCGGAGUGGUGGGACUCUUGGGAGUGGGAGGAGGUCUUUGAUCGGCCGUCUUGGUUGAAACGCAUACCAGGGCAGAAAGACACAGACACGGUUUGA